This is a messenger RNA of Megalops cyprinoides (Indo-Pacific tarpon), 1253 nucleotides long. Its product is annotated as glutathione S-transferase P-like. The transcript is spliced from 7 exons. The coding region runs from base 80 to 706 and encodes 208 amino acids. Gene Ontology annotation, biological process: glutathione metabolic process. Gene Ontology annotation, cellular component: cytosol. Gene Ontology annotation, molecular function: glutathione transferase activity. The record is from RefSeq and is a predicted model, not a curated record. Lineage: Eukaryota; Metazoa; Chordata; Actinopteri; Elopiformes; Megalopidae.
GAAUGUUGCUCGAUCGCAGUUGUAGUGAUCCCUCUCUACAAGAUAGACAACUGCAAGGCAUACCUGCAACAAUCCAACAAUGUCUCCCUACACUAUCACCUACUUCCCUGUUCGAGGCCGUUGCGCAGCCAUGAAGAUCAUGCUGUCGGACCUGGGCCAGGAGUGGAAGGAGAUCCUGGUUAACUUCGAGGAGUGGAUGAAGGGUGACCUGAAAGCCACCUGUGUGUUUGGCCAACUGCCAAAAUUUCAAGACGGCGACCUGGUUCUGUUUCAGUCCAACGCCAUCCUGAGGCAUCUGGCCCGCAAACACGGGGCUUAUGGGAAGGACGAAAAGGAAGCGUCCCUCAUUGACAUGAUGAGUGAUGGUGUCGAAGACCUCCGCCUCAAAUAUGGGCGCUUGAUCUACCAGGAAUAUGAAACUGGCAAAAGCCAGUACCUCAAAGACCUGCCUGAUCACCUCUCCAAGUUUGAGGCGGUUCUGUCCAAGAACAAAUCAGGAUAUCUGGUGGGCGACAAGAUUUCCUUUGCAGACUACAGUCUCUUCGAUGUCCUCUACAACCACACAGUCCUCUGCAGCACUUGCCUGGACUCCUUCCCGGCCCUGAAGAGCUUCGUGGAAAAGAUGUCCGCCCGUCCCAAAAUCAAGGCCCUGCUGGAGUGUGAGGCCUACAAGAAAUUGCCCAUCAACGGCAAUGGCAAACAAUGAUCCCCCCCAAACCCCCGCAGGAGGCUACAGGAACAGACACAGAUGCAUUCUGGCUCUCUGCUAGCUGUCCAGAUUAACCCUUUAUAGAACUGCAGUUUAUGUUUGAAGCACAAGAUACUCAUGCGGACACUUUCGGGUUCCUGCACGACCUUGACCUUUAUUGUAUACCCAAUUCAUUUUGUAAGCAUAAGAGUUAUUGUUCAUUCUUUGAAAUUUGAUGGAAUAUAAAUUGCAGUUUGUGGUGCUAUUUAUGCUUUCCUAUUUGAGGCUUAUGACAUCUUCAUUGUGAAACAUUAACACGUUAACAUUAGUAUACUUUUUUAAGGUGCAAAACGUUUUGGAAAGCAAUGCCUGAGAACAUUCUAAUAAUAUACUUAUCUGUGAGACUUAACAUCUGGACAACAGUGAUCACCAUAAAGGAAGUGAAGAUAAAGUGAAAGUAAAGUUAAAAACCUACACACUUUAUCUCCAAGACCCUUUAAUACUUAAUGCGAUGUAGGCUGAAUGAAGACUGGUUUAUGUGACCGCAAUAAACCUUUUGAACUUA